GGCACUUACUUUCGCGUCACGACGUUCGGGGAGUCGCACGGCGGCGGCGUCGGCUGCGUCAUCGACGGCUGUCCUCCCCGCCGCCGCCUCUCCGAACCGGAUUUGCAGGCGGAGCUCAACAGAAGGAGAACAGGUCAGGAGGGUCGAACUACAACCAACAGAAAUGAGACUGAUACCUGCCGUAUACUUUCAGGAGUUACCGAUGGCGUGACCACGGGAACACCUAUUCUCAUCUUUGUACCCAAUACAGAAAAAAGUAGGCAUGAUUACAAUGAAAUGUCAAUGGUUUAUAGGCCAUCUCAUGCCGACGCAACUUAUGAUAUGAAGUAUGGAGUUCGAGCCGUUGAGGGUGGUGGGAGAGCUUCAGCUAGAGAAACCGUUGGAAGAGUGGCAGCGGGAGCUGUUGCUAAGAAAAUUCUCAAGGAACUUUCUGGAACCGAGAUUAUUGGGUUUGCCUCUCAAGUCCACGAUGUUGUUAUUCCAGAGGGUAUGGUUGAUUACAAUUGUCUAACACAAGAUGAGGUAGAUAGAAGUGUGGUGAGAUGUCCAGUCCCUGAAUAUGAAGAGAAGAUGAUGGCUGCUAUUGAUACGGUCCAUGCAGUAGGAGACUCCAUUGGUGGUGUUGUUACAUGUAUUAUCAAGAAUUGUCCACGUGGGCUGGGUUCGCCAGUGUUUGACAAACUUGAGGCUGAGCUUGCUAAAGCUCUCAUGUCAAUUCCUGCCUCUAAAGGCUUUCAUAUUGGCAGUGGCUUUGCUGGCACUUUCUUGACAGGGAGUCAACAUAACGAUCCUUUCUUUGUUGAUAAAGAUGGAAGAAUCAGAACGAGAACCAAUCAAUCUGGUGGAAUACAAGGAGGAAUAUCUAAUGGAGAAGUUAUAGUCAUGAGAGUAGCUUUCAAGCCAAUAGCCACAAUCGGAAGGAAGCAACAAACAGUAACAAGAGACAAAAGAGAGGUCGAAUUGAAGGCUCUCGAUUGCCAUGAUCCAUGCGUCGUCCCACGAGCCGUGCCUAUAGUAGAAGCAAUGGUGUCGCUUGUGCUUGUGGACCAAUUGAUGGCGCAGCAUGGACAGUGCAAUUUGUUUCCCAUCAAUCAAGACUUGCAAGAGCCCAUACAAUUUCCAGCCUUGGUUUGAAGCAUUAAGCCAUUUGGUUUGAGACUAAAAAGAAUUAUCUUUUUUGUUUUUCUUUCCUCUAUCGUUCUCGUGCUGGUUAGUUGUUAGCAUAAUAGUAUUUUGAACUUGUUUCGGGUCAAAUAAGUCAGCUUGCAUUGAUAUAUAAAGCAUGUACUAGAUUUGCGACUUUAUA
This is a messenger RNA of Momordica charantia (bitter melon), 1306 nucleotides long. RefSeq names its product chorismate synthase 1, chloroplastic. Lineage: Eukaryota; Viridiplantae; Streptophyta; Magnoliopsida; Cucurbitales; Cucurbitaceae. Gene Ontology annotation, cellular component: cytosol. The record is from RefSeq and is a predicted model, not a curated record. Gene Ontology annotation, molecular function: FMN binding; chorismate synthase activity. Gene Ontology annotation, biological process: chorismate biosynthetic process; aromatic amino acid biosynthetic process.